Messenger RNA from Beta vulgaris subsp. vulgaris (sugar beet), 2395 nucleotides. Its product is annotated as D-3-phosphoglycerate dehydrogenase 1, chloroplastic. NCBI's taxonomy places the organism in Eukaryota, Viridiplantae, Streptophyta, Magnoliopsida, Caryophyllales, Amaranthaceae. Gene Ontology annotation, biological process: L-serine biosynthetic process. The transcript has 5 exons. The coding region runs from base 199 to 2067 and encodes 622 amino acids. The record is from RefSeq and is a predicted model, not a curated record. Gene Ontology annotation, molecular function: NAD binding; phosphoglycerate dehydrogenase activity.
GUGAAUUAAGAAAGCUCACCAUUAAACUCUUCAUAGCCCCUCAAAAAAAAAAAAAAAAAACUCUUCAUAGACGAGUCUCCUCCUUCGCUCCAUUAUAUUUCUCCUCCCACCACCACUUCUCUAGUCAAACAUACAUCACACAAACAUACCAACCAACCCCCAAAAAGAUUCUUAAAAAAAAAAAAAACACCAAAAAAAAUGGCAUCUGCUACAUCUGCAAAAUCUUCAUCAAUCAUCACAUCUCUUAACAAAUCCCAAAAAAACCCAAAAAUCACAUCCCCCAAUAACCUCUUUUUCCUCAAAACCAAAUCACCUCGUCCUCUACCCAAAAAAAACCUUGCCAUAACAAACAAUGCCUUAUCAUCCCCCGUAUUGACAACCAGGGAGACGUAUGCCCCCAAGGAAGUCAACAAUGGGGCUAGUUCGCUUCGAACCCGCCCCUCAAUCUUGGUCUCCGAAAAACUCGGAGAAGCAGGACUUGCGGUAUUAAGGCAGUUUGCAGAUGUAGAAUGUCUCUAUGAUCUCUCACCCGACGAGCUUUGCGAGAAGAUUGUGCAGUUUGACGCGCUGAUCGUAAGGAGCGGGACUAAGGUUAACCGCGCGGUGUUUGAGGCUGCGAAAGGACAGCUGAAAGUGGUUGGGCGUGCUGGUGUUGGAAUUGAUAACGUGGAUCUGCAAGCGGCUACGGAGUUUGGUAGCCUUGUUGUGAAUGCACCAACGGCUAAUACUAUUGCUGCUGCUGAGCAUGGGAUUGCGUUGCUUACGUCUAUGGCUAGAAAUGUUGCACAGGCUGAUGCUUCCAUGAAAGCUGGGAAAUGGCUAAGGAGCAAGUACGUAGGUGUGUCUUUGGUGGGGAAGACUUUGGCUGUGAUGGGAUUUGGGAAAGUGGGAUCAGAAGUUGCAAGACGAGCAAAAGGGCUUGGCAUGCACGUCAUUGCCCAUGAUCCUUAUGCUCCAGCAGACAGAGCACGUGCAGUUGGUGUUGAGUUGGUUUCCUUCGACCACGCCAUCUCCACAGCUGACUUCAUCUCUAUUCAUAUGCCUCUCACUCAGACAACUAAGAAGGUCUUCAAUGACACCACAUUUUCUAAGAUGAAGAAAGGUGUGCGCAUUGUAAAUGUUGCUAGAGGUGGCGUCAUUGAUGAAGAUGCUUUGGUUAGAGCUCUUGAUAAUGGUGUAGUUGCUCAGGCAGCCCUGGAUGUGUUCACAGAGGAACCCCCAGCAAAGGAGAGUAAAUUGGUGCAGCAUGAAAAUGUGACCGUCACACCUCAUCUUGGAGCCAGCACCAAAGAAGCUCAGGAAGGAGUGGCUAUUGAAAUAGCAGAAGCUGUUACUGGAGCACUGAGAGGGGAACUCUCUGCAACUGCAGUGAACGCACCAAUGGUUUCUGCUGAGGUUUUAUCCGAACUAGCUCCUUAUGUCCACUUAGCUGAGAAGCUAGGCAGACUAGCAGUACAGUUAGUGGCAGGAGGAAGUGGGAUUCAGACAAUCAAAGUAUCUUACAGAUCAGCAAGAGGCCAAGAUGACCUUGAUACCAGACUACUCAGAGCAAUGAUCACCAAAGGUAUCAUUGAGCCAAUCUCUGACAUGCACAUCAACCUUGUGAACGCAGACUUUACUGCCAAGCAAAAGGGUCUUCGUAUAACUGAGGAACGGGUUUCUGUGGACUCAUCCCCUGAGAAUCCAAUUGACUCUAUCCAAGUCCAAAUCCCAAAUGUCGAAUCCAAAUUUGAGAGUACCAUGUCAGAAAAAGGAGAUAUAACCAUUGAAGGAAAAGUGAAGGAUGGAAUUCCCCAUUUAACUCGUGUUGGGUCAUUCGGGGUGGAUGUAAGUCUCGAAGGGAACAUUAUACUUUGCAGGCAAGUGGAUCAACCAGGCAUGAUAGGAAAAGUAGGGAACAUUCUUGCAGACCAUAAUGUGAAUGUGAAUUUUAUGAGCGUUGGGAGAACAAGCAAGAAGCAGAAGGCUAUAAUGGCAAUAGGUGUAGACGAACAACCUGAAGAGGAUGCCCUCACAAAGAUUGGUCAAGUUCCGGCAGUUGAAGAGUUUGUGUUCCUCAACCUCUAGGUAGCGUAUAGGAGAGAAGAUUAUAGAAUAAAGGCUGGCUUCUAGCAUUCAGGAAGAUUGGUCACCCUUCUUCGCAAUAUAGCCAAGGAUUUCAAAUCUCCCCGUAUUUAUCUGUGUUGGUAUCAAUAUUUCAGGACUAGUGCUCUCCACUGGGCUUAUCAUAAGUUUUAGUAAAAUCCAGAAAAAAAAGGGAGGGGAAAAAGGAACAGAAGAAUUCUGUGUGUGUAAGUGUGUUAAGUCGUUGUUAUAUGUGCUCAAGUGGAUACUAGCUUCGAAGAUUACAUAAACAUUAGUGUCCUUAUUUUAUUAUAGUUCAAAUUUUAAAUGA